Drosophila hydei is the source of this 563-nucleotide messenger RNA. RefSeq lists its product as uncharacterized. The record is from RefSeq and is a predicted model, not a curated record. The coding region runs from base 81 to 548 and encodes 155 amino acids. Lineage: Eukaryota; Metazoa; Arthropoda; Insecta; Diptera; Drosophilidae. The transcript is spliced from 2 exons.
GUGGGAUCGUUGAAACAUUCGCGACUCUAUAAUCAGUUCAAGUAAUUCGCUUGACGUGAUAACAACGUUCCGUUAGUAAAAUGUUCAGUGCACGAUUAUUCAUCAAAGCUCAGCUGCUGCUACUGAUGCUAAUGGGCCCAAGUGUGGCGCUGCCCGGCAGAGAAAGCUUCUUGGAGUUGCGUAAGCUGCUCAGGCAACAGCAACAUGACGAGCAACAGCUCAAGGAACAGCAGUUCAACGAGGACCUCAACUCCUGGGCCCAAUCCCUGGAGCAACUGGGUCUAGAUCUAGCCGGAUUUGUGAAUCAGUGUCGUCCACGGGGUAGCCGAUGUGGCCAGCGACUAGUGCAGCGCCAACUGCGUUCGCUGAGACGCAACCACAGUGAUCUGCGCGCCCAGCUGGAGACCCUUGAGAUCAGCUACGUGGGCAAGAUCAGCGAAGAGGAACUGCUGAUGCCCACAUUGCGGGCUGUGAGAACGGUACUGCAGCAAUACGAGAACUUUCUAAGGCUGAUUAACACAGAGGCCUACAAAUUAGUGAACCAAUAGAGUAUCUGACUCCUG